Pterocles gutturalis (yellow-throated sandgrouse) is the source of this 633-nucleotide messenger RNA. It is a transcript of the gene STARD6, whose product is annotated as StAR-related lipid transfer (START) domain containing 6. Gene Ontology annotation, molecular function: lipid binding. The record is from RefSeq and is a predicted model, not a curated record. Bases 1 to 633 code for a protein of 210 amino acids. NCBI's taxonomy places the organism in Eukaryota, Metazoa, Chordata, Aves, Pterocliformes, Pteroclidae. The transcript is spliced from 6 exons.
AUGGAUUAUAAGAAAAUUACAGAUGAAGUUUCGGAAAAAAUUCUGUCGUACAGCCAAGAUACUUCAGGAUGGAGAGUGGUAAAAGUUUCAAAAAAUGUUACAGUUUCUUCAAAGCCUUCCAAAGAGUAUGCAGGAAAUAUAUACCGUGGAGAAGGGGUAAUCAAGGAAGUUACUAGUAAAAUUAUUCCUUUUAUGUAUCUUCCUGAAUAUCGAAGCAAAUGGGACAAAGCACUACAGUCUUACAAGCUGUUAGAAAGGAUUGACCAGGACACGGGUAUAUACCACAGCGUAACACACAGUUAUGGCAUGGGGUUGAUUUCAUCAAGAGAUUUUGUUGACCUGCUGCAUGUUAAACCGUACCCUGGUGGUAUCCUUACAACUAACUCCAUCAGUGUGGAAUACUCCAGCUGCCCUCCAACUCCCUCUUGUGUCCGAGGCUAUAACAAUCCCUGUGGAUAUGUGUGUUCACCUUUGCCUGAGAAUCCAGAGCAUUCUAAGCUAGUUGUUUUUAUUCAGCCAGAACUAGGAGGAAUGCUUCCCUGUUCUGUAGUGGAGACAGCCUUACCCACUACUCUCGUAAACUUAAUCACUGACACAAGAGCUGGACUGAAAAGCUUGGAAGACCGUAAUUAA